Messenger RNA from Oppiella nova, 1040 nucleotides. The record is from the annotation of a GenBank genome assembly. NCBI's taxonomy places the organism in Eukaryota, Metazoa, Arthropoda, Arachnida, Sarcoptiformes, Oppiidae.
CCUAUAUAAGCAGUGGCUAACACUAAAUCAAUUUUGUGUCAAUUCAUAACUUAUCGGAAAUGUUAGCCUUAAGAAUAGCUGCCUGUGUUUUGUCGGUCAUAUCGGCCGUCAAUUGCGGGGGCCUUCGGGCGGCGCCUUAUUAUAUGCCACUCGACAACAACGGACAGGACUUUGACUUUUCUCAGAUUAUUAAGCAAACGGGUGUCAAACAAUUCAUUAUGGCUUUCCCUUUGGCCACCGAUGACGGCAAAUGCAUUCCCACGUGGGACGGAAAGGCCAACCUAAAGAUAGCGGACGACACCGUAGUGUUGGGCAAAGUGAAGCAAAUCCGUGCCUCAGGAGGUGAUGUGUCCGUAAGUUUUGGUGGCUAUAAUGGCGUAGAGUUGGGUCACGUCUGUGGGGACGUGAACGCACUGGUGAACGCCUACCAAAUCGUUAUCGACAAGUAUUCGCUGACAAACGUGGACUUCGACAUCGAAGGGGACGACUUGGGGGAUGUUCAGGGAGAGACACUUCGGGCCAAAGCCAUCAAAAUACUGAAGGAUAACGCAAAGGCUAAGGGAAAGGAUCUGUUCGUUACACUGACUCUGCCCUCAACGACAGUCGGGUUAAGCGAGUUGGGAAGGGCUGAGAUCAAACGGACUCUUGAUUUGGGCGCUCACAUCGACCUCUACAAGAUUAUGGCUUUCGAUUACGGGGGACCGGGUGCUGAUCAGGUGAACAGUGUGAUCACAAUCAUGGAGGACGUCCACAAACAGCUCAAACAGUUGAGGCCAGACCUGAAUGAGCAACAGGUAUACGCAUCCACUGGUCUCAUCCUAAUGAACGGACACACCGACCAGCCCUCCGAGUUGUAUACUGUGGACACAUUCAGGAAACUCAUAGACUAUGCCAACCAAAAGAAAUUGGGACGAGUGUCCUAUUGGGCACUAAACCGGGACAGACAGUGCACGGGACCCGUGGGUUGGGUGAACGGCACCUGUUCCUCAAUCACCCAACAGCCCUGGGAGUUCACCAAAACUUUAGCAAACUUUCACUAA